CACACACACACACGCAGUCGCGACGGUGUUGCGGUGCAGUGCAGUAGCCGUCAUAGUCGCGGUCGAGAAUAUGGAAAGAUGUAUUUGAAGCGCACGUCCAAGUUGCUGGAUCUGUCGUCGCGGGCCACCGCGGACGUGCAUUUGCGCGAUCUCAUGUGCCCGGUCUGCCGCGGGAUAUUAAUCGAGCCAGUGACGCUGCCGUGUACACAUAACCUCUGCCUGCGCUGUCUCAAGGGUACGUUCGAGCACAACAGCCUGAGCUGUCCCCUGUGCCGGGUGCGGGUGGGCUCCUGGCUCCGCAACGCGACCAAGUCCGAGACCCUGGUGAACCACGGCCUCUGGGAGCUCAUCAGGACCAAGUUCCCGAAGGAGGUCGAGAACAAGCAUAAUGGCGAGGAGGGGGAUCUCGUCAGCUUGGACGCUGAUUAUGCAACGAAAAGGAUACUCAGCGCAGCUGGAGAGAUACACAGGGAAUAUGAGGCGCAACUUCAAAUGGCCGAGGAAGAGAAGCGUCGUGAAAAACAAGCCGAACAGAUAGCCAGCGAGGCGUUGAUACAAAAGAUUCAGGUGGAGGAGCAUCAGCUGUUGCUGGCUCAGCUGGCGCAAGAUCAAUUGCUAGCCAAGACCUUGGCGAAGCAGCAGGUUGUGAAGAAGCACAAGGAGGCAAAGUGUUACAACCAGUGUUUGAACGCGUCGGGUUACAUCCUCGACGCGUCCAGCUUUAAUCCUAAGGCUCUUGUAAAUAAUCUCGAAACAUCAAAAACCGAAACCGUAUUCGAAGGCAGACAGAUGAGUCUUCCCGAGUCUGUUGGCGACAGUUCGAGGCCGAGACAAACAAAUGCGACACUGCUAUCUAAAAUCGAGACAAUGUGUUCCAAUGUGUAUGGCUCUAACGAGACGAAUGCAUCCAGUAUGCAUAAAGUUUCGGUUAAAUAUUGUCAGAAACAAAUACCAGUGUACAACGCUGUCACGAAAACGUUGAAGCAUCAGACAGUGUCCAAAUUCAUCCAGCCUUGCACCUCGAAUUAUUCCAUGGAUCCCGGAUGCUCCACGUCCAAAGCUUACAUGAUGGAAACUAAGGAAGAGUUGCGGGUACCGAGCGAUGUGGUAAAUAGCAAAAAGAAGAGUUUAGGGAUAGAGAUCUGUAUGACGCUGGCCGAUGACGACGAAAGGAUAGGGAGUGCCGAGAGUUCCGGCAGUCACGACAGCAUAAAUCAGGAGAUUCAUCAUUUCAAGCCGAUCAAGACGGUGCCAAGGACGAAACUAAAAAUUUCUUCAGAUGGAAAACAGAUAGAUCCGAAAUUGAUUAGAGUGAUCCCAGUUUUAAAGAGAGCGUCUAAUGCAGUGCCAAAAGCUCCAUCCCCGACGCACAUGAAACGUAUAAUUGGAUGUUCUUGGAGCGCUUUUAAAGGUAGGAUAAAACAGGACGCGAAAGAAAAGCAAGUUGCGCACCAUCUAGAGAAUUUGAGGACGUUGCUCGAUCAGCAGCCGUCGACGUCGCUCGAUCAUUCUCAAACGGUUUCGAAUAAGUCGACGACGAAGCCUCAGACAAACGACGUUAUCCGCCGACUCGAUUUUGUGCCCGAAUCGUCAUUCGACAGUAAUAAGAAUUAUACGAAGGAAGCAAACAAGAUAGUUAAUGGCCUUAAAACGAGCAAGAAGUCGUCGUCGGACGAUGAAUCGGACGCAAGAAAAACUCGCAAGUCUUGGAGGACGCGCGUAAGAAAUGGUAUGAUAGUGAAAUCCAAGGGGAAUAGAAAUCUGCGAAGUAAUAAGAGAGCAACUGGAUUCACGUUGAACGUGAUAGACGAGGAAGAGGACGACCCGACGAACUCAUUCGACAAACUAAGUCCGCAGAACGACGAGCAGGAUGACGACCGCGAUGUAGCAGUGGAAAAUAUAGCAGAGCGGAUUAAAAGAAGAAAAGAAAACAUGGAGAAAGAAGCGUCGAAGCAAAACAUUGAAUCCAAUACGUCUAAACGAAACAGAGCACCAACGAAAAAGAAAGCACUAUCCGAAAGGAGGGACGAGAGUCCCACGACGGAUCACGUCUCGACGUUUGAAGAGAACGCGGAAGUCGAUGUCGGACACUCCGGGGCGAGGAAAACGAAGCGGAGAAAAAUCAGCAGGACUUCCCAGAACAAUACGGAGGAUCCGGAGAAGAACGAGGAACUUUCUUCAGACGCGAGCGGUAAAGCGAGUCUGAGAAAGUCCGCGCGAAACUUGACGAAAACCUCCAAGACGGAUGAUCCUGCAUCAGACGGGUCGCGCAACAAGAGUAACAGUAGGUUUAACUACGACUCGCCACCGGAGUCUUCCGACGAGGAGGAGGACGUCCCGGAGACCAUCAUCGGAGACCACAUCGUCGAAUUUUGCGACAGCGAGAUGCUCUCCGACAAGGAAGCGAUCGAGGAACAGCAACGGAUCGAACGAUUGUUGCUGCAGGAGCGAGAGGAUUUCGAACUUGCGCGUCGUUUGCAGGCGCAGUUCGACGAGAUGGAGCGAAUAGCCGGGCGUCCUAGACGUACGAGAAAGACUAUCGAGAGCGAGAGAAGCGUCGUCGAGACGACCAACGCGACGGGGACGGUCUUUAAAACGACCGACGAACGAAAAUCAAGCGUUGUCGAUCGAGCCGCAGCUAAGAGGAAACGCGGCCGGCCGCCGAAACGCGUAAAAAUCGCGGUCGAAGACGAGACGCGCGCGCGAUAAUCCUUCGCGCACAGCUCGAUGUUCCUAUAAGCCAUAUAUUGAAGGAAAACUGGAGUUCAAUGGAAGACUAUUUGCGACUUUGUAUAGUGUCUUACUUGUAUUUUUUAACAGAGAGAUCGGUUUUGCGUCGUGUCGAAUGCGUACCUGGAUAACAUUUUGCGAGAAUAUAAAUGCGCAGCGUAUAAAUGCAGAUCCUUAGAUUGUUACAAUGUCGUGUUUUUCGGUGUCCGCUCUACGGAACGUUUAAUGCGCGCCUACGUGCCGUUUUUUUUUGUUCCUAACGUAACUUCGAUCGUGCACGUUUUUUAAAAUAGCAAAAUAGAGAAACCACGACUUUUACUCGGAAUAUGCAAUACAUUUCCCGGAAGGACCGACCGAAAUUUUCAACGAGAUUUGUUCGGUAGAAUUCUUAUGUCAAAAGGAAUUCUUUUAAUAUUAUAAAGUCGAGAGAGCUUCCGGGACGCGCCUCGUAUCUAUUUUUAUUACUCUUCUUGACGAAAUGAAAUACCGCUACAAUCAAAACGAAGAAUGACAAUAUUUGCAAACGAGACAUUGUUAAAUUGGGCGACGAGCGAAAGGAGGGAUAAGAAAUGCACGUGUCCGUAAUUUCGACGACGAUAAGAGUGAUGCAUGCGAGAUUGAGAAAAAGUGUAAUUUUAUAUACACCGAUUACAAUUAUUUUUUAAGAGAGCUUGUCCAUUUAGGCUUAAGUCGCUAACUCGUUGCAGCAGUCCAUAACAAUUGUUAGAUGUACGCAAGUUAAUUGUAGCUUCUCUUUUAUUGAAAGUUCGAUUAUGCGUGACAGCUGACAGCUGGAUCCUUUGAUCAUUUCUUCGCCGUCAGCAGAAAAUAAUUCGCCAAAUUACAGAGUGACAAUCGCUCGAUCAAAAGAGGACUAACUUUUAUUGCGGUUUGUAAUAAUGAAACUUUCUAUCAGGAAUUGCUUUAUCGCGAAAUAAUACGUAUUUAUAUUUCUAUGUCUGGCGUUAUGUCUUGUUGACAUAAAUUACUACCAAUUAAAAUUAAGGGAAUUUCGAUCGAAUCUACGUUUUUCUCAAGCAUAUAAAAUUAAGGGGGGGAAUCACGUUAACUUCAGUUAUCCUUAGCUAACGUUCACGCAAACUAUUCUAAUGUAUAUAAUAUUUGUUACAUGACACUUGUAUAUCGAUAUCAUCAUCGAGAAAGACAUUCUUUAGCGAAUAUAAUUAUUGUAUAGCGUUAAAAAAGAGGAAUUAUAUGUUUGACAAGAUGCGCUUGAUGUCGCAAUUGUCUACUGUCAGCUUCAACGGCCUUGAUUAUAUCAUACCGCAAUUAUCGAAUAAAUUGUUAUAUAUUAAGCGUUA
Messenger RNA from Nylanderia fulva, 4052 nucleotides. RefSeq lists its product as uncharacterized. Gene Ontology annotation, biological process: double-strand break repair. The record is from RefSeq and is a predicted model, not a curated record. Gene Ontology annotation, molecular function: nucleosome binding; ubiquitin-protein transferase activity; metal ion binding. Gene Ontology annotation, cellular component: nucleus; site of double-strand break. Lineage: Eukaryota; Metazoa; Arthropoda; Insecta; Hymenoptera; Formicidae.